This is a messenger RNA of Lactuca virosa, 531 nucleotides long. The record is from the annotation of a GenBank genome assembly. NCBI's taxonomy places the organism in Eukaryota, Viridiplantae, Streptophyta, Magnoliopsida, Asterales, Asteraceae.
AUGCACUCAUCCACAACUAAUCAAAACCCUUUUAUCAAACAUAUUUAUUAUACUACCCUGAUAAGAGUGAAAAGUCACUCAGCCUCUCGUCAACACUCAACACUUCUCUCCUCUUUGCCGGUUUGCCCUAAAUCGACAGCCGCCACACCAACCAUCGGCAGUUCGGCACCAGCGUCGCCGGUCUAUCGCCGCCGGUCCAUCGUAUCCGGUCAAUCGUCGCCGGUCCACACCCUCCCAUCGACCCACCUCUGUUCUCCACUCGAAGUCAAACAUUCACAACGGAAAUCCAAAUUCCGGAGAUUAUCUCUUCCAGCUCGUAAUUUCUUGAUAUUUUUUCAUGAUUUCCUCCCUCUCCAAGGUCUGCACACAGAUAAAUAUGUUUGUUUAAGUAGACACUUUAUGAAUCAAAAAAGAUAUCGAGGAAUGGUGGAGUCAAGUAAAAAAAAAGUUGAAGAAUACCUUUUUCUCAAAUAUGAUGGUUGGCCUGAAAAAAGGUGUAUCGAAGAAAUCCGGCCUUCAGAAGUCAUGUAG